UAUUUCCCGUUUGACGGUUGACCCGUAUUAGGAAGGAAUUGAGGAUAUUUGAUUUAACUCACGCAAAUUGAAUUCUGAACUAGUUUAGUAGCACUACAUCAUUCUCCUCUAGCCCGGACCUACUUAGCAGUUAGGGCUUCUUCACUAAUCAUAACACUUCAUCUUCAUGUCGAACCAGCUCUACGGCUACACCUCCACCACUUACGGCGGAGGCGCCGGCUCCGGCUCCGGCGGCAGUAUAUUCAACUCGAGAUCCGCCGCCGACGCCUACAUCCCGUCCGACUCCUCAUUGCUCGGCACUUCUUCUAGGUACUUGAGCGCUGACCUACUCUCCUCUUCUUCCGCCCUCUCCUCUUCACUGCUCUACAAUCCCGAGAGCUACUCUAGGAUCCCCGGCCUCUCCGCCACCAUUCCCACGCGCUCCUACGGCCCACCUGGUGUCGAUGUGGCGGCUAGUGUCCCCACCGACCCGCUUUAUGCUGGUUUGAAGCGUACUUCAUCUGAAUCACUCUAUCACCAGACUCUUUUGGGUGCCCAUAACAAGAUUGGGCAAACUGAUGCUUGGUAUUCAUCAAACCCUUUAGUCAAGCGCACUAGAUAUGAGAGUACGAGCCAUUUGCCCAUAUACCCCCAGAGGCCUGGAGAGAAGGACUGUGCCUUUUAUAUGCAAACAAGAACCUGUAAGUUUGGAGAGAGCUGCAAGUUUGACCAUCCUGUUUGGGUCCCAGAAGGGGGAAUCCCUGAUUGGAAAGAGGUCCCACUGGUGCCUAGUGAAGCCCUUCCUGAGAGACCUGGCGAGCCAGAUUGUCCUUACUUCUUGAAGACUCAAAGAUGCAAGUUUGGUGUUAGGUGCAAAUUCAACCACCCUAAAGAUAGCAUCCUGCCUCCAGGUGCUCCUGAGGAAGGUGACAUCUCUGCCUUACCCGAGAGACCGUCAGAGCCUCCAUGUGCUUUCUAUGUGAAGACUGGGAAAUGUAAAUUUGGUUCAACCUGCAAAUUUCACCACCCCAAAGGAGUUCAGAUUCAAUCAAUUGGGGAAGAGAAUCUUAAUGGGCUGCAGAGUAACAUGCUUGGAGACAACAAGGCAAUGCAAACACCUUUUGCCCCUGCUCUGUUGCACAAUACCAAGGGCCUUCCCAUCAGACCGGGUGAAGAAGAUUGCCCAUUCUAUUUGAAAACUGGCAGCUGUAAGUAUGGAGCCACAUGCCGCUACAGCCAUCCAGACAGAUAUGUGAUCAAUCCACAAGCUGCUAUUGCUUCUUCUCUUCUUACCUCACCCUCAGCCCAUUACAAUCUUGGUGUUGUUGCUCCGACAGUAUCUCUGUUGCCAAAUUUUGAUCCAAGGAUCACUCAAACAACGGUUGGUUUGACUACAACUAUUUACCCUCAACGACCUGGACAGCAGGAAUGUGACUAUUACAUGAAAACUGGGAUAUGCAAGUUUGGGAAUAACUGCAGAUUUCACCAUCCCGUCGAUUGGUCAGCACCCACUGCAUCAGCUACAGAGUCUCCACAGCAAAAUGUGAAACUAACUCUUGCUGGCCUGCCAAGAAGAGAGGGUGCUAUCAAUUGCCCAUAUUAUAUGAAGACUGGAACAUGCAAGUAUGGGGCAACAUGCAAGUUUGACCACCCACCUCCUGGAGAGGUGAUGGCGGCCAUGACAACAUCUUCUGCACUUGGUGAAGUCAAAGACAAUGGAGAUGUGUAAAUCACUAGUCAUAGUUCUCUUAUCUGCCCACUUUUUCCUAAAUUGUUAUUUUGGCUAUGUCAACUUGAUUUAUUUGAUCAGAACCUUGUUUAUUUUCUUAUAUUUGAAAGACCUAAAUUCUUUUAUUGAUUAAA
Molecule: messenger RNA, 1842 nt
Organism: Salvia miltiorrhiza (redroot sage)
Lineage: Eukaryota; Viridiplantae; Streptophyta; Magnoliopsida; Lamiales; Lamiaceae
Product: zinc finger CCCH domain-containing protein 37
Exons: 12
Coding region: 167-1708 (513 amino acids)
Molecular function (GO): mRNA binding; metal ion binding
Source: RefSeq, a predicted model, not a curated record